AAGGAAAAACAAAGAAUAACAUAAGGAAAAACAGAAAGAGGAAAGUUUUUGCAUCGGAGUACCGCGCAUGCGCAUUACCAACUAAAACACGCCAAAACAUCACUGAGCUUUUCAGUCGGUGAUGUUUCCGCACAAGUGUAAACGGGUGUGCGAAACAUCGCGACUUUUCAAAAUGAGGUAUUUGACAGUAUAAAUGCGCCUAUUGUGUCAGAAUACUUAUGCAUUUACAGGUGUGUGUCUCAUAAAUCGUGAAAUAUAAAGAUGGGGACAUUGGUCCCUAUACUGCAGAUUCUAGUCUGGAUGCAUGUACUAUGGUGGGGUGUACAAGGAAUGACUACCGAAUCUCCUGAAGUUAUCGGCGCCCGUCUGGUUGACGGAUCUCGUAAAUCAGAGGGAAGAGUGGAAGUUUACUACCAAGGACAAUGGGGCACCGUCUGUGAUAAUCUUUGGACCAUCAGGGAGGCCAGUGUGCUUUGUAAACAAUUGGGAUAUACUGGAGCAGAUGAGGUUGUAAUAGCCGGUCAUUUUGGACAAGGAGGUGGCGAUGUACUACUGGAUAUGGUGCAAUGUACUGGAGAUGAGGUUAACCUGUUUGAAUGCACACACAGUGCGAUUCGAACUACCGCUUGUGAACAUUCGGAAGACGUGGGCGUGGUCUGUACUUCUACAGGUUCUGUAAGACUGGGGGAUGUUACAUCAUUUGGAAAAGGCAGACUGGAAUAUCUGGAUGAGAACCAAGGCUGGGGAACUGUGUGCAACCAAACCUGGAGCCAAUCCGACAACACAGUGGCAUGUAUCCGACUGGGAUUCGAUCCUCUUAGCGUCCAUGAUGUCUUCCCUGCUUCUGGAGGAGACGACCUGCCGAUAGUGCUUGGAGGCCUUCGAUGUUUCCAACAACAUAGAUUAGAUGAAUGUGAGAGGGAUGAUGACUGGACACCUGAUAGAUGUAUGCAUGCGCAGGAUGUUGGGGUACAAUGCAAACCCCCUGUGGGCAUUAGAUGGGUGUCAGUAGAUUCCAAUUUCGCGGGUAUUCCUUCUGUAUAUUAUGGACGGUCCUGGGGAUCCUUCUGCUUGGACAAUUGGGACAUCAACGCAGCUCGUAUAUUCUGCAUCAACAGUGGUUUUCAAGAUGCAGUAUAUAUAGCUAGCACGACAGGAGGUCCAGUGAUUCCACCGAGUACGAUUUUGAACACAAUCAGCUGUACAGGAGAAGAAGAAUACUUCACCGAUUGUUCUCAGAUAGAAUGGGCCUAUCAGGGAGAAUGCAGUCAGGAGGCUAGACCAUUUGUUGUGUGUCAAGAUGGACAAAAAGCACUCAAUAUCGUCAACCCGAUUCCUGGUUACCCUGAAUACGGUCGAGUAGAGGUGACCGUCAACAGACGAUGGAAAGGUACCAUAUGUAACAGUACGUGGGACCAGGCUGCAGCUAACGUGGUCUGUCGUGAACUUGGUUUUAAUCGAGGAGCGCGAAGGUUCUUAACCAUCGGAGGAGGGGGUACCCUACAGAUAUUCGACGGCGUACACUGCACUGGAGAUGAAGACAGUUUUAGCGAUUGUCGGAGUGAGUUGGUCCCAGAAUCGCGAUCGGACUGCGAUCACACUCAAGACGCUGGCGUCGAAUGUUUUGCAAACGACGACUCAUUGAUUGACUUUGUAAGCGGUGCAGGUUCAUAUGAGGGCGUGGUGUAUUACCAAGCAGAGGGUCGACGUGCCUUGAUAUGCGAUCAGACAUGGACUGACAAGGAAGCCACUGCGGCAUGUCGUAUGCAGGGAUACGAAGGUGGUACAGCAACCAAUGUAACCGAUCUAGGACCAGAGGAUUAUACUGAUAUCUUCCAAUGGGAUAUUGUGUGUGAUGGCGAUGAGGAAAGACUAGAAGACUGUACUUUGACAAAGGGAGACACCUCGACCUCGUGCGCUCCUGAAAACGUUGCUCAAGUCAGAUGCGCACCAAAUAAAGAUUUGGACUUGCGGAUGACUGGAAGUGAGUUUUCAGAGCAAGGACGCGUGGAAACCUACAAGAACGGAGAAUGGGUCAGAUUUUUGGUGAUUCCUACCCCAUUUGUGUACAAUCCUAUCUACGACAGGCUUUGUAAAGCCAUGGGGUAUGAGGAAGUGUUGAAUUAUUACAAUGGAGUAGCGCAGAUGCCUUUCCAAGAAGGUUCACAGGAUACAGGGUACCUGUGUCAGCUUCAACCCUUAGACAGCAGCUUCCAGUGUAGUGUCCUGACUGAUACGACUGGACGUCGUUCUAAUUACGAGACAGGCAUUUUGUGCAAACCAUUUGACAUUGUGGCAUACCAUCCGAUAAGAUUGGUCGACAUUAACACAAACGAGAUCAACAACCAGUCAGGACGUGUAGAGAUCUACCAUGACGGCCAAUGGGGAAACAUUUGCGCGGAUGCAGGUUAUUCUGAACUUGUAUGUUCCGACCUUGGUUAUACGGACACGACGGAUGCUACUAGUCUUGAUACACAGACGGUUGGCGAAGGGACAAUGACCUGGUUCAGCACACAAAUCUUGUAUACUACGUGUAACACCGUAUUUGGCUGUCAACACUCAGCGUGGGGAGAUCCCCUAAUUGAUUGUAAUCCUAUGGCAGUUCGUUGUGUAAACCAGGGGCCCGUUGUUGACCCCGUUGUUGACCCCGUUACGGACCCCAUUGUGGACACCGGCGGGAGAGCUUCAUCUUUGGACGGUUUAGCAUUAUCCCUCAUCAUCGUGUUGGUCGUUGUUACAGUCGAUGUCGGAUUCGUUGAUGUCUAAAGACUACAGGAAAAUCUUUGAUCAAAAUCAGCGUCAUUCCGGUGGCUACAUGUCGUUUGCCCGAAGGUUCCUGAUUCCAAAUGUCCAUAAUUCCGGUAGUACGUUACUGCGAAGGUUAAUGAUUCCGAAAAUUAAGUAGGGUUUUUAAUUCCGAAUACAAGUAUGAAAUUUAUUUAAAAAAAAAAAAUCAUAAUUUCAUAAAUGAGUAAGGUUUCAUAAUUCCGAAAUUAAAAUAGAACCCGGUUGUAUUUUUUCCGGAAUUUAAUUCAAUUAUGAAUAGGCCCUACUACUCCAUUCCUUAAAUUACGUAUCUUUGGAAUAAUGAACCCAAUUUUAUGUUUGUAUUGAUAUAUACUACUUCGUAUCGGGAAUUGCAAACCUUUCGAAUAAUGAAACUUCAGACAAAAUGUAUGAAAUGUUCAAAUUAUGAUUCCUAUUUAAUUGUCUUAAGUUAUGAGCCCAGUGGUAUUGGGAACAUUGUGUCUAAGAAUUAUAAACCUUUGGAAAAUCAACCUUUGGGAAAAAACAAGUAACCACAUAUCGGUGUAGAGAUUUAAUUAAAAUGCACCUUCGGGAAAACCAAUAUACGGAAACGACGAUCAGUUUUCGAAUCAAUCACAUUUUGAUACACCAAUGAAGUGUAGAAUAAAGCCCCUAAAUCCAGAAAUCACGAAUAAAUCCAGCUUACGUGGUUUCAUCGAGUCUUCGCAUCAAGUCGGGCUGCAGGGUAUUCAUACAAGAUCCGGUAAAAUUAACUGCAAAUUAUCCCAUUUGUUUUCUUCUCAAAACUUCUCCUUGAGAUUGACUUAAAGAUAAUCCCUUUAAAUAUACACUAUAUACUCUUAAACAUUUCAACGAUACGGAAUGACUUUGUAAACUUAUUUUGUUUAUAAUGUGUUUAUAUCUUUAAAAGAGUUAAACGUUUAAUGCCUCUUAAAUAUGUAAAUUGGUUAAAAUAUAACGACAAAUAUUCAAUUGUUGAAGUAAUUUUUUGUAGGCCUAUCAUUUUAUUGAUUGAGUGUCUUUCGCAAUUCGUCUUUCUUGUAGUGCAAAAUGAAGUUGGUUUUUUUACCUAUAUCAUUUAUGAUUGUAUUGUAACUGACUGAUGCAUAACGAUAUAAAUGGAUGUAAUUUUAAACAAUGUGCAGGCCUUCAACAAGAGCUCUAAUUUAAUACGAAUUAAAGUUUUAUACAUCUAAAAUGUCAUCAGAGGUGUCUCCUCCUGUCCAAGAAUUCUCCGAAAAGUUGUAUGUUUUUCGUUAGUGUAUUGAGAAAGAAUGGAAUAAAAAAGCAUGAAGAGUGA
Strongylocentrotus purpuratus (purple sea urchin) is the source of this 4069-nucleotide messenger RNA. RefSeq names its product scavenger receptor cysteine-rich domain superfamily protein. The transcript has 11 exons. The record is from RefSeq and is a predicted model, not a curated record. The coding region runs from base 262 to 2766 and encodes 834 amino acids. Gene Ontology annotation, cellular component: membrane. NCBI's taxonomy places the organism in Eukaryota, Metazoa, Echinodermata, Echinoidea, Camarodonta, Strongylocentrotidae.